This is a messenger RNA of Hymenoscyphus albidus, 1200 nucleotides long. The record is from the annotation of a GenBank genome assembly. NCBI's taxonomy places the organism in Eukaryota, Fungi, Ascomycota, Leotiomycetes, Helotiales, Helotiaceae.
CCGCAAACCGCUAACUACCCCUCACAAACGGUCCUACCCAACUAGCCUUGUACAACCAGGUACCUAGGUCGUUAGUUCAGCCUCAAUCCCCACAUGAUGCAACAACACUUUAUCCAGAACACGAGUUCUUAGUACGUCUGGUAAGCUAUCGGUAGGUGCAUGGAAAUGGCAAUACGAUGUUACAUCAAUAUUUAUCGUGCUUUAUGAACGUUGCCUUGCUGUAGUGAGGGGUGUGUUACACUUGAUAAAUAGAAGGCUUGAGAACUAAAUCCGUUAUUUUCGAUUUCUUCGUGCACUGCAAAAAUCCCCAAUAUGGCUCGCUUGACUCAAUUCUUCGCUGUUGCAGCUGUCUUGCUGAGACAGAUUGUCUCUGCAGAUGAGACGAUAACUACAAGUCAGUCCUGUUCCAGUUUUUCUACCACCCAAUUCUCACCCUCAAUUCUCAAUUCUCACCUCCAAACUAACAAUGCUGUCAAGCAACCUCCACCCCCCUCCCAACUCCAACAAAUUCGUAUAGCCAACACUGCCCAAUCCCCAGCACCCUAACGAUAACCUCCUACAUCGGUAUCACAAACCUCACCACCGUACCCGCGACCCCCUUGAACGUCACUUUCCGCGUAAGCUACGGUUCCAGCGAUUCCCAAAUCGCCUCUCUAUACGGGAACAACGAUUUUCACUGUCCGCGACUAGAUAUAGGUACUGCCACAACUUGGAGCCCCUACAAUGGACAAUGGGAUCUGUUGUGUGAUUAUAACGGAUUGGUUAGGGUGUUUACUGAUGGGGAGGGGAAUUUUGGGGAAUGGGGGGUAAGGAGAUGGUAUUUCUGUGAGGAUGCUCCGGCGUAUGUCCUCUGUUCCUAUCCCUCAAGUUCCCCCUCUUCAUAGCUGAUUGACUAACGUUCUUCCCUCGCCAUGUAGAAGAGGAAAGUACAAGUACUACACUGUAGAGAAUACAGCCUCGAACUUUACCAUCGCCGACUCUCUCGAUUGCACCGUUUCAUCGGAUGGGAUCAAGACAUGUACACAGACUGAACCUGCUACCUUCCCAGUACAAGGCUAUGCCCUCGGAGGGACCAUGGGAUAUUCGACUAUGGACGAGCAGGGGAGAUGGGUGACGGGGUGUGAGAGUCGAGGUCCGGGGAAGAAUCCUAUGGUAUUAGAGGAGGAGGGAUGUGUCUGGGCUGCCGGGAGUGUGCCAUGA